UUUGUGUUACAGGUCUGACUGAUAAUGAGAUCCUCUCUCAGGCCUUUAUAUUCAUCUUCGCUGGCUAUGAAACCAGUAGCAGCACAAUGGGAUUUGUAGCUUACUGCCUGGCAACCAACCCUGACAUCCAAAAGAUCCUGCAAGAGGAGGUUGACGAAACAUUCCCAGAAAAGUGUCGACCAACCUAUGAAGCCCUGACGCAGAUGGAAUACCUGGACAUGGUGCUGAAUGAGGCAAUGAGGCUGUACCCUAUUGCUACUCGAGUAGAGAGAAUGUCAAAGUCUUCAGUGGACAUUAACGGCGUGACCAUCCCUAAAGGAACUGUCGUCGCGGUACCAGUGUACACUCUCCAUCGUGACCCUGCUUUGUGGCCUGAGCCCGAAGCCUUCAAACCUGAAAGGUUUAGCAAAGAGAACAAACACAACCUAGACCCGUAUGCCUUCCUACCCUUUGGAGCAGGGCCAAGGAACUGUAUUGGCAUGCGAUUUGCCGUCUUGAUGAUGAAGUUGGCCAUAGUGGAGAUCCUUCAGAGAUUCAGCUUUGUCACAUGCAAGGAGACAGAAAUUCCACUGGAGCUGGGAAAUGAAGGAUUUCUCGCACCCAAGAAUCCCAUCAAGCUGAUGCUGCAGCCCAGACCAACUGUUGCUGAUUAGGACAUGAUUUAAGAUGAUAGUACAUCUUGCACAACAUAUAUAUAUUUUCCAUAAAUAAUUCAACAUUUAUCAGCAUUACACAAUUGAAACAAGAAAUGCGUGCCAACAAAUCCAAAAGCUUGGCUCUACUAAAAAAAACACUGUUGAUGGUUUUUGUCAUCCUGAUUUACUGAUAUUUUAGUUUUUUCCUCUGUAUUUUAACUAAUUAUAUUUUUGUAAUCUCUGAUAUAUUCUAUGUAAAAUAUACCAAUAUGUGACAUCACUAUUACUGUUCAAUAGCAUGCCACAUCACAUGCCAGAGAGUUAUUUUGUGAUAUGUUAUCACUAUGAGCAUGAGUCACCUGUUGUUUACUCUUUCUUGAUUAAAGUCCUUUCAUAAUAAGAUCAAAUUCUACGUUACUAAUGAAAUUUAUGGAUCACAAUAUUUUUUAAUGUACUAUCAUUUUGCGAGGACUUGCUGUAGAGAGUUUUAAUUAUGCUCAUUUAUGCUAUACUUCUACUUUGCUUGUCUCUAUGGUAUUAGCGCUUUCUGUUUGGCUGUGCUCUUUGUUCCUCAUUUUACAAGUAGAUAGGGUGGAGCUCAGCACUGAUCACAAUUGGCACCUGAGUGGGCUGGGCGAUAGGAGAUAACAAUGUCAUUCUCUUCCUCAGGCCUUUUAGCUGACAUUUGACUUAUUCUGCAUAAACGCAUUUCACUCAGUGGCAUAUCUGACAUUCCUAAUAUUCUCGCAAUCACAUGUCAUUUGUGACUUUGUUUCUUACUUAUCUAAUAAAAAAUACAUCUCA
Centropristis striata (black sea bass) is the source of this 1439-nucleotide messenger RNA. RefSeq names its product cytochrome P450 3A19-like. Lineage: Eukaryota; Metazoa; Chordata; Actinopteri; Perciformes; Serranidae. The coding region runs from base 87 to 653 and encodes 188 amino acids. The record is from RefSeq and is a predicted model, not a curated record. The transcript is spliced from 4 exons. Gene Ontology annotation, molecular function: steroid hydroxylase activity; oxidoreductase activity, acting on paired donors, with incorporation or reduction of molecular oxygen; heme binding.